GUCCACGUCGUACACGUACGAGGACGCCGGAUACGGUUAGACGCAUACGGUUAGGUGCGUCGAGCACGUUCGUCCCAUUAUUUCGUGAAACGUAAGAUCGAGAGGAUCCGUCACAGGCAGUCACACCGACGGCGACGAUGGCACCGAAACAGAGGAUGCGCAUCGCCAACGAGAAGGCGACGAAAAAUAUCACGUUGCGCGGAAACGUCCCCAAGUCUUCGAAAUCACAGGAAGAAGGAUCUCCAGUUGGACCUUGGCUUUUAGCUCUAUUCCUCUUUGUUGUUUGUGGAUCUGCUGUGUUUCAAAUCAUCCAGAGUAUCAGAAUGGCUUGAAGAAAAGGAGGUGGAAUGGAGCUACUGUUAAUGAAUACAAGCAACCAUUUUUCGACUGAUAUGCAAACCAAUAUGCAAAAGAGACUGAUAAAUUGUCUUGACAUAGAUUGUAAAAAAGGUGAGGGAAACACUAUGGGAAACGGAACUCACCGGCAACGGCAAAAUUUUGACAGUAGCUAGAAGAUCAUUUUCCUUUCGCAGAAGCUCAAAGAUUUAUUUAUAACAUUUAGCAUUUAUAAGCGUUUAACUUAAUUGCGCUACGCAUGGACGGAAGAAGAGCGCCUGUAUAUACGAUUAAUGCUGUUUAAGAGGAAAUAUUUUCAGUCAAGUCCAUAAAACGGGAAGGAAAAUAAACAUCCGACUUGUAUUUCGAUUCA
Ooceraea biroi (clonal raider ant) is the source of this 709-nucleotide messenger RNA. RefSeq names its product stress-associated endoplasmic reticulum protein 2. The record is from RefSeq and is a predicted model, not a curated record. Gene Ontology annotation, biological process: endoplasmic reticulum unfolded protein response. Gene Ontology annotation, cellular component: endoplasmic reticulum. NCBI's taxonomy places the organism in Eukaryota, Metazoa, Arthropoda, Insecta, Hymenoptera, Formicidae.